Tupaia belangeri chinensis (Chinese tree shrew) is the source of this 939-nucleotide messenger RNA. Its product is annotated as olfactory receptor 4F17. Gene Ontology annotation, molecular function: olfactory receptor activity; G protein-coupled receptor activity. The record is from RefSeq and is a predicted model, not a curated record. Gene Ontology annotation, biological process: G protein-coupled receptor signaling pathway. The transcript has a single exon. NCBI's taxonomy places the organism in Eukaryota, Metazoa, Chordata, Mammalia, Scandentia, Tupaiidae. Gene Ontology annotation, cellular component: membrane. Bases 22 to 939 code for a protein of 305 amino acids.
AUAAGUGAAAUAAAUCACUCUAUGGUGACUGAAUUCAUUUUUCUGGGACUCUCUGAUUCUCAGGAUCUCCAGAUUUUCCUAUUUGUGUUCUUUUUUGUAUUUUAUGUAGGAAUUGUGUUUGGAAAUCUUCUCAUUAUCAUAGCUGUGGCUUCAGACCCUCACCUUCACUCCCCCAUGUACUUCCUGCUAGCCAACCUCUCACUCAUUGAUCUGUCUCUGUCUUCAGUCACUGCUCCCAAGAUGAUUACUGACUUUUUCAGUAAGCACAAAGUCAUCUCUUUCAAGGGCUGUCUUGCUCAGAUAUUUCUCCUUCAUUUCUUUGGUGGAAGUGAGUUGGUGAUCCUCAUUGCCAUGGCCUUUGACAGAUACGUAGCCAUCUGUAAACCCCUCCGCUACACUACAAUCAUGUGUGGCAAUGUAUGUGUUGGUAUUGUGUUUGCUGCAUGGGGAAUUGGCUUUCUCCACUCAGUGAGCCAGUUGGCCUUUGCAGUGAACUUACCCUUCUGUGGCCCCAAUGAGAUUGAUAGCUUUUACUGUGACCUUCCUAGGGUAAUUAGACUCGCUUGUACAGAUACCUACAGGUUAGGUAUCAUGGUUAUUGCUAACAGUGGUGUGCUCACUGUGUGUUCUUUCGUUCUCUUAAUCAUCUCCUACACCAUCAUCCUGAAGACCAUCCAGCACCGUCCUUCGGAUAGGUCGUCCAAGGCCCUAUCCACUUUAACUGCUCACGUCACAGUAGUUCUUCUGUUCUUUGGACCCUGUAUCUUUAUUUAUGCCUGGCCAUUUCCCAUCAAGUCAUUAGAUAAAUUUUUUGCUGUAUUUUAUUCCGUGGUCACUCCUCUCUUGAACCCAAUUAUAUACACAUUGAGGAACAAAGACAUGAAGACUGCAAUGAGAAAGCUGAAAAACCGCAAUGUGAAUUCUAGAGUAAAAUCUUAG